UGACGUUGCUUACAAAACUGAACAAACUGGAAGAUAACUCAAUUGUAAGCGUAAGAACAGAAAAAGAAACUGAACGACAAUGUCAGAAAACGUUAAUACAACCAUGAAUGCAACACAGUCAUCGAGCUGCGCCAGUAAUCCUACAGCAGAAAAACUCGGAAAAACCGCCGCUUACUGCCUGAUCUUUCUUGUCUCGCUGGCUGGAAACACCGUCAUUGGAAUAAUUGUUUACAAGACGAAAACAAUGAGAAAGCCCAUCAACUUCUUAAUUGUAAACAUGGCCAUGUCCGAUCUGCUGUUUUCGAUUUUUAUUAUUCCUCAGGAUAUACAAAAGCUCUAUAUAGACUCCUGGCUGAUCGGUGGUCCUCUUGGCCAGGCCUUAUGUAAGCUGACUUACUUCUUAUCAGAUGUCUCCACUGCUGUGUCUAUUCAGAGCCUGGUUCUGAUAGCUGUGGAUCGAUUUGAAGCUGUGGUAUUUCCCCUCCGUUCCCCCAUCUUGAAUUCAAAACUGUGCCCGUUCUUCAUUCUCGCCACUUGGAUCGUCGCGAUGGCUGUUGGGUCCCCAGAGCUCGUCGCCGUUAAACUUGUUGAAUAUCUAGGAGGGCUGGUGUGUAGGCGGCUUUGGAAUGAAGCCUUCGGAGUGUCCUCGUCCUUUGAGAAUUACUACUUCUCCGGUGCUGUUGUAUUUAUUUUUAUUCCGUUGGUGUUAAUAGCCAUACUUUACAUUACCAUCUAUAUAAAGCUCAAAUUACAAAAAAUUCCGGGCCUGCUAUCGGCCAACGCUGGACAUCAACACCUGCAAAGGGAACGAAAUGUGCUAAAGAUGGCUAUUGCUAUUGUGUUAGGGUUUGCAUUAUGCUUGCUGCCUUUCGGUAUUGGCUCGUCACUCGCCCCCUUUGCAUCGGACAUGUGGACUUGUGGCUUCAAAAUCUUUUAUUCUGUCGGCCUUUUAAUGGUUCGCGCAAAUUGUGCCAUAAAUCCUUGCAUCUGUUUCAUUUUCAGUAGAAAUUAUCGUGAAGAACUUAAGGCACUCUUUAGAUAA
Orbicella faveolata is the source of this 1042-nucleotide messenger RNA. RefSeq names its product QRFP-like peptide receptor. Gene Ontology annotation, molecular function: G protein-coupled receptor activity. Gene Ontology annotation, biological process: G protein-coupled receptor signaling pathway. Lineage: Eukaryota; Metazoa; Cnidaria; Anthozoa; Scleractinia; Merulinidae. The record is from RefSeq and is a predicted model, not a curated record. Gene Ontology annotation, cellular component: membrane.